Messenger RNA from Panicum hallii, 1154 nucleotides. Its product is annotated as putative nuclease HARBI1. Lineage: Eukaryota; Viridiplantae; Streptophyta; Magnoliopsida; Poales; Poaceae. The record is from RefSeq and is a predicted model, not a curated record. The transcript is spliced from 3 exons. The coding region runs from base 30 to 1154 and encodes 374 amino acids.
ACACAGCUGCAGCGUACACGUUACUUUCGAUGAUGGCCAUGAUUAUUCAAUCUAGAAAAAGAAAACGCCGUGAACCUGUAGAACCAAUUACCUAUGCUCCAAUUGAGGAGAGGGAUAGAAUGAGAAUUGAGUAUCUGAAUAAUAAGAUAUGGAAGAAUGAUGUAACUUGUGUCAAUAUGCUUAGACUUAAUAGAGCAUCUUUUUUCCGAUUUUGUAAGCUUUUUAGGGACCGGGGCCUUUUGCAAGACACCAUACAUUUGUGUGUUGAGCAGCAGGUUGCAAUGUUUUUAAACACAGUAGGUCACAAUAUUCGAAAUAGGUUAGUUGGCACCAAUUUUGAUAGGUCCGGUGAAACUGUUAGUCGGUAUUUCAACAAAGUAAUGCACGCUAUUGGAGAGCUACGAAACGACUUCAUUACACCACCGUCGACAUCAACUCCAGCUAAAAUUGCAGGAAACCCAAGAUGGGAUCCUUACUUUAAGGAUUGUAUUGGAGCAAUAGAUGGCACACACGUGCGGGCCUCUGUUCCUAAACACAAGGAGGCUUCCUUUCGUGGUAGAAAGAGUUAUCCUACUCAAAAUGUCAUGGCAGCUGUAGAUUUUAAUCUUCGAUUCACAUAUGUGUUGGCCGGUUGGGAGGAGACAGCUCAUGACGCUCUAGUCUUACGGGAUGCUUUAGAGAGGGAAAAUGGUCUUCGUGUUCCACAAGGCAAGUUCUACCUAGUUGAUGCCGGAUAUGGAGCCAAACCUGGAUUUCUGCCCCCUUUUCGUGGUGUUCGGUACCACUUGAACGAGUGGGGCAACAAUCCUGUGCAAAAUGAGAAGGAAUUAUUCAAUCAUAGGCACUCAUCGUUGAGAGUCACUGUUGAGCGGGCAUUUGGUGCGUUGAAGAGGAGAUUUAAAAUUCUUGAUGAUGCCACACCAUUCUUUCCCUUCUCUACACAAGUAGAAAUUGUGGUUGCUUGUUGUAUUAUUCACAACUGGGUUAUACAAGAUGGAGGUGAUGACUUUAUCAUUGAAGCGAGUGAGGAAUUGGAUACCAUUAAUCAUCAUACAUCUUCUCAUGGACAAGCAGCAGACCAUGCCUUUAUGGUUAACUUCAGGCAGGAACUUGCCAAUGCCAUGUGGGCAGACUAUCAUGCAAACAAUAUAUGA